Prionailurus viverrinus (fishing cat) is the source of this 1012-nucleotide messenger RNA. RefSeq names its product coiled-coil domain containing 28B (gene CCDC28B). The record is from RefSeq and is a predicted model, not a curated record. The transcript has 5 exons. The coding region runs from base 107 to 742 and encodes 211 amino acids. NCBI's taxonomy places the organism in Eukaryota, Metazoa, Chordata, Mammalia, Carnivora, Felidae.
ACGCUCAGUUCCCUAGGAGGGGAGCGCUAAGAGCGGAGGGAACCACGCUUCUGCCUCACUCCAGACCCCAAACCUCCAGUGGGUCCUGAGGCUCAGCCAGCAUCCAAUGGAGGACAAGAAGAAGAAAAGGAGUCCCAAGCCCUGCCUGACCCAGCCAGCCCAGGCCCCGGGCACAUUACGAAGGGUCCCUGUGCCCACCAGCCACAGCGGCUCCUUAGCCCUGGGACUCCCUCAUCUGCCAUCCCCCAAGCAGCGAGCCAAGUUCAAGAGGGUAGGCAAGGAGAAAUGCCGCCCGGUGCUGGCCGGAAGUGGGGGUGGCUCUGCAGGCACCCCGCUGCAGCACUCGUUUCUGACCGAGGGGACGGACGUCUAUGAGAUGGAGGGGGGACUGUUGAACCUGCUCAAUGAUUUUCAUUCAGGCCGGCUGCAGGCCUUCGGGAAGGAAUGCUCCUUUGAGCAGUUGGAGCACGUGCGGGAGAUGCAGGAGAAGCUGGCCCGGCUGCACUUCAGCCUAGACGUGUGUGGGGAAGAGGAGGAAGAGGAGGAGGAAGAGGGCGGGGUCACUGAGGGACUGCCAGAGGAGCAGAAGAAGACGAUGGCCGACCGAAACCUGGACCAGCUGCUUAGCAAUCUGGAAGAUCUUAGUAACUCUAUGUAUCCUUUUCAAGGGACCUUGCAGCAUGUACAUGUGUCCCCACCUCCCACAGAAGAAAUCCGUUUUCUUCUCCUCACCACCCUCUAGGACUAUUUACAAUAAAACCAACAUCUCCCCUUUCAGUCCUGCUAAAGCGGAAUUGGCCACAAGCUGCCCCCAUGCAGAGUUCUCCCGAAUAUCAGGAGAAAAGCCAUUGCAGGGAAUGUGAUUUAUCUACUUAUGAAAAUCUCUGCAAGUGAGGCCCCUGGCUGGCUCAGUCGGUAGAGCAGGGUACUCUUGAUCUCAGGAACACGAGUUCAAGCCCCAUGUUGGCAGAAAAUCUUUGCAAGUACUUUACUGACACCAUGGCAAAACUUG